Pyricularia grisea is the source of this 468-nucleotide messenger RNA. RefSeq lists its product as uncharacterized. The coding region runs from base 1 to 468 and encodes 155 amino acids. NCBI's taxonomy places the organism in Eukaryota, Fungi, Ascomycota, Sordariomycetes, Magnaporthales, Pyriculariaceae. The transcript is spliced from 2 exons. The record is from RefSeq and is a predicted model, not a curated record.
AUGUCUGUGACCCCCAGGGGAACUGACAGGCAAUCUGAAAAGCUGGCACAACCCAAGGUAGUACCUAUAUCACUUCAGGCUCUGCAGGCCUUCCCGGCAGACGCAAUCGUCGAGAACGCCCUCUGUGCCAUUGAACGGAGCCAUCCCCGCUGUCUACUUGCUGUGCGACAUAACAUGCUGGCAGUGUUACAGCGUCGUCCCACCAUCAAUCCCCAGCCCAUUGUGUCGCAAAGGCAACGCAGUACCAGUUGGCCUGGCUGCAUAUCCCCAAGACCCAGCAAGUGGAAUCGAAGGUCAGCCACAGGUGCCGCCCGCUUUAUCGUUGUACCCCCCUGGUCCAACUUCCUCCAUCUUCAACUCUCCUUCUGCUUAUCCAGCAGACCCGUCGGGACCUCAGAUUUAUACUGGAGCCCCCCACUCUCUGCUGUCGAACGCGGCGGCUUUGAGACGAUUUCCAUCCAGGUAUGA